This is a messenger RNA of Zymoseptoria tritici IPO323, 768 nucleotides long. RefSeq lists its product as uncharacterized. The record is from RefSeq and is a predicted model, not a curated record. Gene Ontology annotation, cellular component: cytoplasm. Gene Ontology annotation, molecular function: superoxide dismutase copper chaperone activity; copper ion binding. Bases 1 to 768 code for a protein of 255 amino acids. NCBI's taxonomy places the organism in Eukaryota, Fungi, Ascomycota, Dothideomycetes, Mycosphaerellales, Mycosphaerellaceae. The transcript has a single exon. Gene Ontology annotation, biological process: removal of superoxide radicals.
AUGACCAUCCCACCCUUCGAAGCCACCUUCGCGACGCCCCUGCACUGCGACUCCUGCGUGCAAGAUGUCAAGAAAUCCCUCUCCCACCUCCCCGACAUCCACUCCUUCGAAGCGUCCCUCGAAAACCAACAGUUCUCUCUCUUCUCCUCCCUCCCUCCCAGCAAAGUCAUCACCACCCUCGCCUCCGCCGGACGCACCGCCAUCCUUCGCGGCAGCGGAGACUCUGAUUCCUCCGCUGCGGUAGCGAUUCUGGAAGACCAUUCACAACCUGUUGGGGAAGCGGUGAAGGGUCUGGUGAGGUUGGUGGAGGUGAGGGAGGGGUUGGUUGUUGUUGAUGUUGGAGUCAAGGGAUUACCGAGAGUGGAAGCUGAAGAUGGAAAAGAGAGGGUUUUGUCUGUGACGGUGAGGGCGGCGGGAGAUAUUUCGCGAGGGGCAGGGAGUGUCGGUGGGGUGUGGAGGGAGGAGGGGAAAGAGAGAGGUGUGCUGGGUUCAGUGAAUGUUUCUGCUUCAGGAGAAGGGACGGCGUUCUUCGAGGUGGAGGGACUGAGGGUGUGGGAGAUUAUUGGCAGGGGAUUGGUGGUUUGUCCGCAGGGGAGGGAAGAAGAUGAGGAGCUACUGAGCAGUAAUGGACAAGGCAGAGGAGAUGUGUUGGUUGGCGUGGUGGCUCGGAGUGCGGGUGCGUGGGGCAACGAUAAGGUGGUGUGUAGUUGUAGUGGGAAGACGGUGUGGGAGGAGAGGGAGGAGAUGGUCGGGAAGGGGAUGUUGUGA